AUGCCUUCCAUGAGUUCUGGUGCAUCACCUGGGAUUUCUGUUUGUCCUCGGGCAUUCAUGGGCGGCCUCGACGCGGCCUUGCCUUCUCCUCCACCAGCCCCAAAGGCACGCAGCUUUGCAUCAGUUCUUUCCAACUCGAAUGAAUCAUCAAUUCCUCUUAGUCAAUUACCUGCUCCUGUCGUUCGAGGGGAUAAAAUCUAUGUUAAGAUCAAUGAAUCCCUAUAUCAAGAGCAAUUGAAGAAUUUUAAAACCAACCUUAUUGGUCGAUUAUUGCUACGAAAGGGUUCAACACCGCUAAAGACUACUACCCUGAAGGGAUUGCUUGCUGCUCUAUGGCGCCCUUCAGAGCCAUUGCGUUUGGUACCUCUUGGUAAGGGUUACUUUGACAUCCACUUUGCCACAGAAGAAGACCUUCGUAGGGUUUGGGGUGGAGGUACUUGUACCCUCCCUUAUGGAAUUUUUCGUCUAACGCAAUGGAAGCCAGACUUCGUCCCGGGCGAUACUCUUCCACAGACACAUGCCCAAGUUUGGGUCAGAUUAUAUGGUUUGAGUCAGGAUUAUUGGCAUCAGCAGCAUCUAAUGGAGAUUUCUAGGGGUGUGGGCACUCCAUUGCAUAUUGAUAAAGCUACAAAAGAGCGGCAAUUCGUGUAUUUUGCUCGAGUCUUGGUAGACGUGGAUCUCGCUGGUGAAUUACCUUCGUCUUUGAUGGUUGAGCGGGAGACUCAUUGCUUCCCUAUUGAAAUUGUUUAUGAGAAUUUGUGUACUCAUUGUGGGAUGGUCGGUCACAUGGCUGAUCACUGCAAACAUUUGAAAGGUUCCAAUAUGGUGCCCAAUGCUCAAGGGAAAAAACUUGUGCAGAAAUUUGAUCGUGUCUUACGUCAAGAGUAUCGACCCAAGCAGGCUUCCAACAAGAACAUUGUUUCUGAUCACCAAAAUAAGACUAUUCCACCAGCGCCUCCUGUUCAUGAGGUGGUUCCGACGUCAACAGAACCGAUUGUUCCUACCGAAACCAUUCAGGAGAACAUAGAAUUCAAACCAAUAUUGGCUGAGGAGCCAGAACCAAUUGUUCAUGCGUUGGUGCCUUAUAACUCAAGUGGUCAAGAUUGGAAUGAUCUGAUUGAGGAGGACCAAAUUCCUACUCGAAGUCAGAAUAUUUUUUCUGAAAUUAAUCAGACUCCGGUUACUCCUCCCAGAGGACAGGUAGAAAUGGUUGCUGUGAAUUCCUUGUUGAAAGGUGAUGGUAAUACAGGACUAGAAGAUAUGAUCCUUGUUCUUUCUAAAGGGCAGAAAAAGAAACUACGGAAAAAGAAAAGAGACGGACAGCAGCCAGAAGAGGGCAUUGUGGACCGUUACCCCGCUAGAAAUAGGGGUCCUCCCCAAAAGCUUAAUUUAUGA
Messenger RNA from Rosa rugosa (rugosa rose), 1395 nucleotides. RefSeq lists its product as uncharacterized. The transcript has 2 exons. Gene Ontology annotation, molecular function: nucleic acid binding; zinc ion binding. Lineage: Eukaryota; Viridiplantae; Streptophyta; Magnoliopsida; Rosales; Rosaceae. Bases 1 to 1395 code for a protein of 464 amino acids. The record is from RefSeq and is a predicted model, not a curated record.